AUGGAGCCGCCCGCCGCGGCCUGCGGCCUCCUCGUAUCCACCGGGACCUGCCCGGGGCCGGGGAGGGGCGGGAGGGGCCGGUGGGGAGGAGGGCAGUCGGCGGCGGCCGUUUCCUUAGCUACGGCGCAGAGCGUUGCGGGCACGGAGGUGCGGGCCGGGCGGCGGGAGCCCUGUGUGCUCAGCCUGGGCCGCCGGAGCGGCCGUUACGGGAUAAUCAUCCAUUCGCAGGAGAAGGAGAACUCUGAUCCGGAUUACAUUCCCAUCAACAGCCGCUUUAAAUGUGUGCAAGAGGCAGAGGAAACUCUACUGAUUGAUAUAGCUACAAACACAGGCUGUAAGGUCCGGAUACAAGGGGACGAGACGGUGGAGCGGCUCUUUGAGAUCCCCGAUGAGGAGCGUUGCCUAGGAUUCCUUUCGGAAGUGCAGAGCAUACAGGAAGCCCACCUGAAAGGUGCUCUUCCCAACCCUAAGGACUUGGCCGGCCGGUGCCAGGUGGAGAAGAACCUCCCAGGUCUGUCGCAGGCCUCUUCUUCGGGAGCUCUGGAGUUUGAGGAUGAUUUCAACACUCUGAGCCUCGAAGAGAGAAGAAACAUGCAAAACCACCAAACGGGAUCUCGCCGGGAGCCCCCCCCUCCUCCCGUGCCCCAGACCAGGCCAUUUCACCGAGAGAGAGAAGGUACAUCCAGAGACCAGCCAAAAGUGACCAACACCAUGCGCAAAAUGUUUCUGCCCAGCACCCAGUCGGGACAGAGAGAAGGUCUCAUCAGGCACCUGCUUGCCAAGAGAGAGAAGACAUAUGUCAACAUCCACAACUUCAGAUUUUUUGUGGGAACGUGGAACGUGAACGGGCAGUCCCCAGACAGCAGCCUGGAGCCCUGGCUGGUGUGUGACAUGGACCCCCCGGACUUCUACUGCAUCGGGUUCCAGGAGCUGGACCUCAGCACAGAGGCUUUCUUCUACCUUGAUUCUGCAAAGGAGCAGGAGUGGCUGGUUGCAGUGGAGAAGUCCCUGCACCCUCAGGCGAAAUACAAGAAAGUGCAAAUGGUCCGUCUCGUUGGGAUGAUGCUGCUGAUAUUUGCUAAGAAGGAUCAGCUGAGUAAUAUCAGGGAGAUCAUGACAGACUCUGUGGGUACAGGAAUCAUGGGAAAGAUGGGCAACAAGGGUGGUGUGGCCGUGAGGUUCGUGUUCCACAACACCACCUUCUGCAUCGUCAAUUCCCACCUCGCGGCUCACGUGGAGGACUUCGAGCGGCGAAAUCAGGAUUAUAAGGACAUCUGUGCUCGGAUGAGUUUUGUACCCCCCGACGACAGCCUACCUCCCCUCCACAUCAUGAAACACGAUGUUGUCAUCUGGCUGGGAGACCUCAACUACAGGCUCUGUCUCCCUGACGCCAGUGAAGUGAAAAGCCUCAUCAGUAAGAACGAGCUCCAGAAGCUGCUGACGUACGACCAGCUGAAUAUUCAGCGCACUCAUAAGAAAGCAUUUGCAGACUUCACCGAGGGAGAGAUUAAAUUCAUCCCCACAUAUAAGUAUGACUCUAAAACAGAUCGCUGGGACUCCAGUGGGAAGUGCCGUGUGCCAGCGUGGUGUGAUCGAAUCCUCUGGAGAGGAGGGAACAUCAAUCAGCUCCGAUAUUGCAGCCACAUGGACCUGAAGACAAGUGACCACAAACCCGUCAGCGCGCUCUUCCACAUCGGGGUAAAGGUUGUGGAUGAGCAGAAGUAUCGGAAGUCGUUUGAAGACAUCGUUCGUCUAAUGGACAGAAUGGAGAAUGACUUCCUUCCCUCGCUGGAGCUAAGCAGGAGAGAAUUCGAGUUUAAGAAUGUGAAGUUCCGUCAGCUACAGAAGCAGAAGUUCCAGAUCACUAAUAAUGGGCAGGUCACCUGUCACUUCUCCUUCAUCCCAAAGCUCAAUGACAGCCACUACUGUAAGCCAUGGCUUCGUGCCGAGCCCUGUGAAGGGUACUUGGAGCCAGAUGAGAGCACAGACAUCUCCCUGGACGUGUAUGUCAGUAAGGACUCGGUAACCCUUCUGAACUUGGGCGAGGAUAAGAUCGAGGAUAUUCUUGUCCUUCACUUGGACCGAGGGAAGGACUAUUUCCUCACCAUCAGUGGGACCUACCUGCCCAGCUGCUUCGGCACCUCCCUGGAGGCCUUGUGUCGAAUGAGGCGACCGAUCCGAGAAGUUCCAGUCACAAAACUCAUUGACCUGGGAGAAGACAGCUUCUUAGAAAAGGAGAAGUCGGUUCUGCCGCUGGGCUGCCUGGACAGCGAGGACACCAGCGAGGCGCCGCUGCAGGUGCCGAAGGAGAUCUGGCUCUUGGUGGACCACUUGUUCAAGCAUGCCUGCCACCAGGAGGACCUGUUCCAGACUCCAGGGAUGCAAGAAGAGCUGGAGCAGAUCAUUGACUGCCUGGACACCAGUAUCCCAGAGACAAUCCCGGGCAGUAACCACUCCGUGGCUGAAGCACUCCUCAUCUUCCUGGAGGCCCUGCCGGAGCCCGUCAUCUGCUACGAGCUGUACCAGCGCUGCCUCGACUGGUCACACAGCAGCCGCCUCUGCCGACAGGUGAUUUUCCAGCUGCCUCGUUGCCAUCGCAGCGUGUUCCGGUACCUGAUGUCGUUCCUCCGGGAGCUGCUCAAAUACUCAGAAGACAACAAAGUCAGCGUGGCCAUGAUCGCCGCCUUGUUCUCCAGCCUCCUCCUGCGCCCCCCACCCAACUUGAUGGCAAAGCAGACUCAGCAGGACCGUCAGCGUGCCACCAACUUCCUCUACAGCUUCCUGCUCGCCGGGGACGAGGAGUGACUCCUGCCCGAGUGCCAAAGCUGGGGCCCGUGCCACCAGCCUCGCGCUGGGGCUGGGCCUCUGACAGCUCUAGAAGGGUAAAAGUCUCUGAGCUUCUCCAAGUGCCGUGUUUACAGUAGGAAGGGACGUGUUCCCCUCUCCUUCCCACCGCUCCGCCCCGCGCCGCAGAGGACCUGCACACUCAUUGCACUGCCAUCCACCACAGGAGCCUCCUGCUUUCUCCCCGGGUGGAUCCCUUGAUACCCAAGCACUGUGCCAGUGGCCCCAUCCUCCUGUGGCGGUGUCACCAGUUCCCCGUGUCACGCUUCUCUCUCCUUUUCACCCCCAUCUCCCCAGAGCCGUGGCGGGGAAGGGUGGAGGCUGGAGGGCGGUGUCCCUGCUGUGCCAGCCGUGCUGGUGUGCACUGACUGUACUGGUGAGAGCCCCGUGCUCUGCCCUGGACUGGUGUUGGCCAUCUGUCACCUCUGCCACGCAGCCAGCGCUGAUGUCCUGUCACUGUGCUCUGAAAUUGGACGGUGGUUGUCCCCGGAAGGUUGUAGAGAUGUGUGGCCUCUCCCCUGCAGUGGGGCGUCAUCCUCCCCCCUGCUCCGGCACACGGGUCUGUCCCUGCACCCCCAGCCUUCUGCCCCUGCCACCCCAGCCUGGCUCUCCUCUCCUUUCCCUGUCCCCCAGCUUCCUGCUGGGACACGGGGGUGGUGGGUGACAUGGAUGGGCCGGGGUCAGGCAGAGUGCUGAGCUGGGGGGCUGUCCCUGGGGGCUCCAGGGAUGUCCCUGUGUGUGGCAGCUCCUGUCCCAGCCCUGCUGGCAGAGACAUGGGGGUCAGACCGGGGCUGGGUGAUGUUGGAUGCUGUCCUUCCCCUCCCCGGGGUGCUACUAGAGGGUACAGGCUGGGGGGAGAUGGUGGGGGGGGAGGAAAUGACCCAGAAAUCCACCCAGGUGUGUGGGGUUGCUGUUUGGGGGGUCUGUAGUGCCAGGGUCACACAGCAGGGGAGGGGACACCCCUGGGGCCGGGGACUGACUGGUCCCACCAAAACACUAAGCCCAGUCCUGCCUGUUGGGGCCAGGGCUCAGAACCGCUGAGGGGGGGGCUGCGGUGCCGGAGCCCCCGGGGUCCCCAUGGCUCCGUGGUCCCCGUGCACUGGCCGAGCUGCUGGGGGCUCCUCCGCCUUGUGACUUUGAUUUUUUUUCUUUUUGUUAAAAUUUUUAAAUGACGUAAUUUAUUGGGAAACCGUUCGUUCCAAAUAAACCUCCGUUGUGCAAGG
Calidris pugnax (ruff) is the source of this 4067-nucleotide messenger RNA. RefSeq names its product oculocerebrorenal syndrome of Lowe (gene OCRL). The transcript is spliced from 23 exons. Lineage: Eukaryota; Metazoa; Chordata; Aves; Charadriiformes; Scolopacidae. Gene Ontology annotation, cellular component: cytoplasm; membrane. Gene Ontology annotation, molecular function: phosphatidylinositol-4,5-bisphosphate 5-phosphatase activity; inositol phosphate phosphatase activity. Bases 1 to 2805 code for a protein of 934 amino acids. The record is from RefSeq and is a predicted model, not a curated record. Gene Ontology annotation, biological process: signal transduction; phosphatidylinositol dephosphorylation.